Messenger RNA from Fusarium graminearum PH-1, 921 nucleotides. RefSeq lists its product as uncharacterized. The transcript has 3 exons. The record is from RefSeq and is a predicted model, not a curated record. Bases 1 to 921 code for a protein of 306 amino acids. Lineage: Eukaryota; Fungi; Ascomycota; Sordariomycetes; Hypocreales; Nectriaceae.
AUGCUUCCCCUCGUUGCUGGUACCGUUGUCGAUUCACCCAACGAUCCAAUCCCAAAGAAAUGGGAGAAGGCUCUACCCAUGACUUGGGAUAACACCGAAAUCAUGAUGACGGCCAUGUUCCCAGAUGGACCUGGCUUCACAAAGUAUCACAACUGGGCUCUUGACCAGAUCAUGGAUGGUAACGGCACUGUCAAUGUUUGUAUGAGAUGGAACUCAGACAAGGUUCUCGAUGAGGAGACCAGAAACAACAUCCACGCCCAGCACGUCCAGCAAUAUGAGCAGUGGCUCCAGUGGCUCCCAGGCUGGGAUAACUUCCCCUUCAAGGAGGUCAAGCACAAUGUCAUCGCAUGGGCUGUGGCCAACGACAGCCAGUUGGUAGGAAACCGCGAUGGCUUCCACGUCUACACCGAGUUCAAGGACGAAAAUGGAGCGCCUGACUGCGAUCCCGGUUGCUCAAGACAUCUGCACCAGGAUGGUGACUUUUCCAAGUGUGGCCGCGGUGCCGAGAAUCGGUACCAGCAGUACUUCCUAGUCGAUAAGGCUUGGGGUGACUACAACAUGGGCGCUGCAUCAGGCGAAGGUAUCACAGUCAGCGAGUAUGGAUGGGAUCAUGUCGGAAGCCAGCUCGGCAACUGGUCUAUUCUCGUUCAUGAGACAGGUCACACCUUUGGCCUCCGCGACUACAUCAACGACCACAGCAACACAACUGACAUCUGUUCCAUCAUGUGGCUUCCUCCCAACCUCGAAUCGCAGAUGGUCAUGGAGCCUACGGACCAGGGCGCUCAUAUCCCCAUGCUCAGUCAUUAUGAGGGCUGGCUUAAUCGUUACUUGUGGUCUCGCUUCUCUCGACUUCGAGGCUGGCAGGAGGAUGGAACUACAUACCCACCUACCCCCAAGUGCCCUCCUGGGUCGUCCAAAUAG